AAAAACAAGAGGCCAGCUGUAAAGAACGACUCGGGGAUGUACGCUCAAGAGAUGGAGGAAGCACUCUCAAAAAUCAGGCCUCACACUUCCUCCUCCCUUGCUCACCAAAAGAUCCCUGCCAAUCUCCUCACUGCUCUCGAGGAAACAUUUAAAGAGCAAAAUGCCGAACGCACACCCGCUGCAUACUUCGCUGGAUUAUUGACAACGCUGGAGAGCACAGUGCAAAAGGAGAAGGAGACAAAUUAUCUAUUAGGCGACGGCGACUUACUUCCCGCCGAACUCUACCUCCUAGCAUUGAUCGGUCCAUUCGUCCCUGCACCGGUAAUACGAGCUAGCCUAAGCAACCUGCUAUCCCUUACCUCUCCACUGUGGACACCUUUAAAUCCGCAUGCUCCUCCGCUUCGAUCUCAGCUCACUUGGUAUAAUGCCGUCCUACGUGCUCUGGACCGGACGCAACUCGAAACUCAGGCCGUUCGUCAAACAUUUGCCACCAUUCUCCAGCUUUGCUUGGAUCCAAGGCCGAAAGUGAGGAAACGUGCUGCAGAUAUCGUACGAGAUGUACUUGCAUCUCCACCUAGCCCAUUAUUGCGACAUCCAUAUUCGGAACGAGUUGGAGAAUGGAGCAUAAAUGCACUUUCAGAAGUCAAUUCGCUGAAGCAGAAGGGCAAGAAAAAUGCAAACACUGACGACGUUGUUAAUGCCGCCAUUCAUCUCCUUGCGUUCAUCCGUCCCGUCUUACCUUACCUCCCAUCAUCGUCACUACCUGCGAUAACGACCUCUUUAUUAUCGCUUCCUCGUUUAGGCAAUCCGUUCCUAUCUCAAUCCGCCUAUGGAGUUUUGUCAGACCUGCUUUCCAUCCCCGACGAUCCCGACAUGCCCCGAAAUAUCGAUACAUCGACGUCUGAUUUACUACAAGCCAUCCUGAGUUCUCCGCCGUUGAAAACGGAUAUUGGUCUCCUUCCGCCUUGGGUACAGGUCGUAGGGAAAGUCAUGCCGGUAUAUGCUUCCGUCGAUCCUGAAGCUUGUACAGCAGAGCUUCCACGCGUUUGGAAAACUAUCUUCGUUUUCCUCGAGUCUCCCGAUGCAACUACGCGUCGAGAGACUGCGGAAGCGCUGACACGCCUUACACAGUGCAUAUCUCCGCAAUUUAUUGAAGCAUCGCUCGGGAAUGAGAAAGCUGCACUUACUCAAAUCAUUACACAGCUGAGCAAGGCGCUUGACUCAAUAGCGUUUGUACGAGCGAUUCCAGAAUUGCUCAAUACGGUGUCCGCUCUCAUCUUUGCACUACGUUACCGUCCGAGUGGACGAGGGUCACCGACAGCAGCAGAACGUCUUCUCAUGUCGCUUCUCCGGAAAAUUGCGGAUAUGCGUGUGAAGAAGGGAUUCGAGCAUAAGGAAGCCGCUGACGAUGUGCUACAAACAGCUAUGACUGUGAUUGGCCCAGAGGCUCUCCUCGCUGCUCUUCCUCUGAACCUCGAACCAGAUGAUCGAGCUACCGGUCGUGAACCGCGGGCCUUCCUGCUCCCACUCCUCGUCCAACUGCACCCAUCCCCGUUACGCCACUUCAUCUCGUACUUUGUUCCACUCACAGAGCGCAUGUUCGACCUGCAACAGCGUGCGGAUGCAGAGGACCGUGCUGCAGAAGCGAAGGUAUGGAGCGUCCUGGUCUCGCAAGUCUGGAAUGGUUUACCUGCGUAUUGCCAUCAAACACCGGACCUUAGAGAGUCUUUGACACCUCAAUUUGCACAAAUGCUAUCACAGCUUUUAUAUAACCAACCCGAACUCCGUCCGCCAGUUCUCAAGGCACUCAAAGUCAUCGUCGAGAGUAAUACUCGAGCGAGUGAAGGGACCGCAGGCGAUGACUCUCUUUCCACAGAGGAAGCGGAACAAAACCUUGCAUUCCUUAAAUCCCAGGCAGAAAGCUGGUUCGCCGUGCUCUUUAAUGUCUUUAGCUCCGUAGGACGCAACGAGCAUGCCAUGGUAGGCGACGUGAUUAGUGCCUGGGCAGCUAUAACGGAUGAGAAGGCAAUGUCGAAGACCUGUCGAAAAGUCGUCGACAUGUUCAAGGCCAAUCUCGUGAAGCUUCCUAAGGCAACUGGCUCCGGUUCAAACACGCACUUAAAUGCAAGCGAGGAUCAACGUAGCACUGUAGCCACGAUGCAAGACAUCCUUGUCCUGCUCGUACCUUACCUUUCGCAGAAGGACACGCGAACUGUCUUUGAAUUAUGCCUUAGCCCGGAGGUCCUGAAGCACAAAGACAACGGAGUGCAGAAGCGUGCAUACAAGCUUCUGAGCAAAAUUACGAGUGCUGGUAAAAUUGAGAUUGACGCAGAAAGCCUGUUCGCGAAGAUGGACGAAGUUGCGGAAGAUACGUUAUCUGCGGCGAAAAAGGACCGCCUUACUUUCCUCAAAGCUCUCCUUCCAGCCCUUCCAUCCAACGCCUUGCACGUCAUACCAGCGAUCAUUCCCGAAGCCGUACUAGGUACGAAGGAGCCGUCUGAGAAGGCCCGACUAGCUGCAUUCGGCUUGAUAGUCGCAAUGGCCUAUAAGAUGAAGGAAGGCGGUGUGGUAAAGCACGCAAAGCUCAAUGGCAUGGAUGAGGACGACCUUACUGAAGCGCCUGCGAGCCUGGACGAGUACCUCACGAUGCUUGCCGGUGGUCUCGCUGGAGCGAGUCCUCAUAUGAUUAGUGCAAGCGUCACUGCUAUUUCGCGUUUGAUCUUCGAGUUCAAAGAUGAUAUCUCUCAGGAAAUGCAUAACGAAAUCUUCCUGACGUUCCUUGAAUAUCUCAGAUCCGCGAACCGCGAAAUUGUCAAGUCGACGUUUGGCUUCGUGAAGCUGUUCAUUCACACUCGUCCUCUCGAUUCCCUCCUUCCACAUCUCGACGCACUCGUUCCAGUGCUGCUUCGCUGGUCGCAUGACCACAAGAAUCACUUCAAGGAGAAAGUGCGACAUAUUUUCGAGCGUCUUAUAAGACGAUGUGGCUGGGACGCAGUUUAUGCGGCGGGUGGAGGAGGGAGGGAUGAGGAAGCAGCGAAGGUUCUGACAGCCAUCAAGAAGCGAAAGGACCGUGUCAAGCGUAGAAAGGCCGCCCGUCGCGCAGCAGGGGAAGAAAGUGAUGACGAGGAAGCCGCUCCAGUGCGUGCCGUCGCGGAGGAUGCGUUUGAAGAUGUCUUAUAUGGCAGUGAGAGCGACGGUGAUGCCAGUGAUGAUGAGUUACAUGCAAACGUGGAACAGAAAAAGGGAGCAAAGGCCAAUAAUAGAGGUGCCCGACUACGGGUUGACGACGAUGAGCCGAUGGAUCUCUUGCACGGGGCCAGUACACGCGUCACGAACGUGCGAAAGGCAGGCCGCAAACCCGGUGCAGACGUAUCAAAGUUCAAAACGGAUGGGAACACAGGCAAAAUGGUCAUUGAAUCCGACUCGGAUAAUGAUGCCGAACGAAUUGAUGAAGAUGCUAGAAUGGCUGGAGCAGCAUAUCGCGAGACGCUCACUUCGGUAGAUGGCUUCACGCGUGACCAACGUGGGCGUGUCAAGUUCCACAAGGAUACGAAGAAGCGCAGAAGAGACGCAGAGGAUGGAGAGGAGAAUGAGGAUGUUGAGAUGGUAGAUGUCAGCGCAGCGGUAGAUGCAGGGAAAAACAAGAAAGCGAAGCGAAGAAAGCCUGUCAAAGUCGGACAAGAAUUCAAGUCGAAGCGUGCUGGUGGUGAUGUCAAGAAGGGCGGAAUGGAUCCAUAUGCUUAUCUCCCGCUUUCUCAAGCCGCUAAAGUGGGAAAGGGCAAAGGAAGCCAUAAAGUGACGGUCACUGGCAGACGCUAA
Fomitiporia mediterranea MF3/22 is the source of this 3819-nucleotide messenger RNA. RefSeq names its product NUC173-domain-containing protein. Lineage: Eukaryota; Fungi; Basidiomycota; Agaricomycetes; Hymenochaetales; Hymenochaetaceae. The transcript is spliced from 8 exons. The coding region runs from base 37 to 3819 and encodes 1260 amino acids. The record is from RefSeq and is a predicted model, not a curated record.